This is a messenger RNA of Anolis carolinensis (green anole), 3645 nucleotides long. RefSeq names its product neurotrophin receptor-interacting factor homolog. Gene Ontology annotation, biological process: regulation of DNA-templated transcription. The coding region runs from base 325 to 1716 and encodes 463 amino acids. The transcript is spliced from 6 exons. The record is from RefSeq and is a predicted model, not a curated record. Lineage: Eukaryota; Metazoa; Chordata; Lepidosauria; Squamata; Anolidae.
CUGAUAGAGUGAAUGCAGCCUGACACCCCUUUAAAUGCCAUGGAUGUGCCGCCAGGGGUUUUGGACUUCAACUCCCAGAAGCUCCAGCUAGUUUGGCUAAUGGCAAGGAAUUAUGGGAGCUGAAGUCCAAGCAGUCUUAACGCCUGCUCAUACAGUACUGCGUCUGGCCGGAAGGGGCGGGACGAAAGCCAAGAGUGACAGCUAGGAGAGCUGCUUCCCAGAAAGAGAGGAGGAAGAAGUAGGGACUUUUGGGGCUCAAGGGGAGGCAAGGCAGGACUUGGCCUGCCCAGUCGUUUUCCAGAAGGAGAAAGAGAGCCCAAUGAAAUGUGGGGCAGGAGAAGUAUUGGGUUCCCAGGCAGAAUGGGACAGGAUGCCCUGGAUAAGAACUUCAGCCGAGACCUUUACUACCAGCGCUUCCGGUGCUUCCGCUUCCAGGAGGCCUUGGGGCCCCGAGAGGUUUGCAGCCGCCUCCACUCUCUCUGCCGCCUGUGGCUGAAGCCCGAGCGACACUCCAAGGCAGAGAUGCUGGACCUGGUGCUCCUGGAGCAGUUCCUGGCCGUCCUUCCUGCGGAGAUGGAGUGCUGGGUGAGGGAAUGUGGGCCAGAGACCAGUUCCCAGGCCGUGGCUUUGGCUGAAGGAUUCCUCAUGAGUCGGGCACAAGAGGAGAAAGAGAAGGAACAACAGGCCUCGUUUGCAGAAGAGGUGGCUAUGAUAAAGAUGUCCUCUUCUGAAUCCCAGCAAAGGCUGCACCCAAAGAGGAACAAGGUCCAUUGGAGCAGAGCAUCCCCCUUUGAGGAAUAUGGAAGGAAGGCAGGACCUCUGUGUACAAGGCCAUCUUCCCCUCAGGAUGCUCCCAGGACACCUUCUGUUCACCAGGACCAGAUGACCUUCAGGGAGGUGGCGGUGGAUUUCUCCACGGAGGAGUGGGCCUUGUUGGGUCCAGACCAAAGGGAUCUCCACAGCGAAGUCAUGGCGGAGAAUUGGGGGAUUGUAUCCACUCUGGGGGCUGGUGGGCAAGAGAAUGAGGAGGGAGAACCAUGCAGCAUGUUCAUGCAAAACAUUCAACGUGAACACAUGGAAGAGGAUGAAACAAAAUGUAAGAUUGAGGAGGAGAGGAGGAGCCCAUCCCCUGUUUUGCAAACGGAGAAUAUACACGAACUGUCCUUCCAAGAAGUAACACUGAAAGGGGGGGAGGAGAGGAGUGUCUGUGUGUGCAUUGCCUGUGGGAUCAGCUUCCAUUCCAGAACCAGCCUCAUUCUUCACCAAAGGACUCACGUCUGCAAGAAGCUCUUCCUGAGCGAGGGGCACGAAUAUGCCUCUGCGCUGAUUGCCUAUGAAGUAACUCGCACGAAUGAGAAACCCUUGCAGUGCUUGCAUUGUGGGAAGCGCUUCAAGUUGGAGUCAUGCUUGAGGACACAUGCAAUGACCCACAUGGGGGAGAAGCCUUUCCAAUGCCAGAAGUGCGGGAAGCGCUUCCAGCAGCUGGCGCACGUCAGCCGCCACCAGGCAACUCACAGUGAGAAGCCCUUCAAGUGCCUGAAAUGCGGGAAGGGGUUCGGCCAGAAGAGCAGCCUCAUGCGGCACUUGGCCACCCACUCAGAGGAGAGGCCCUAUCAGUGCGUGGCCUGCGGAAAGAGCUUCAGGCAGAAGAGGGGCCUCCUUUGCCACCAGAUGACACACACCGGGGAGAAUCUUUCAAUCUGCUUCCAGUUUUGAAAGAAGGCCUGCCUUGUUCCCCAACGUACAUGGGAGAAGCCAUUUCAGCAGCAGGUUUUGGAAAAGCAUGACCUUUCAGAGAAGAGCCAAAAACCUGUUUGAGUAGAAUCUUCUCAAGUGGUAUACAACCAGAAGUAAUAUGCAAGGCAAUUGGCUUCAGUUAUUAGACUGAACCUAUUGUCUCUGAUCUGUUAAGAAAACAGAGAUUUGCCAGUGCAUAAAAACAGCAGUGUUUCAGAAGUGUUUUUCAGUGCCCAAAAAUAUAUCUACUCUCCCAUAAAACAACUUGUUUCCAUAUCAUGCAUUCAGGAGACAAACAUGAAGGAGUUUGGUAAAAUAACAUAUUUUGUUUACUCACAACUUCAUGAGUUCAGCAUAACACAGAUACAUCGCUUAUCAGUCCAGUUUCAGAUAUAUUUGAGAUAAUCUCUGUGCAACAACAGCAGGCAUUUUUUUGUGUCAGGCGUGACUUGAGAAACUAAGCUGCUUCUGGUGUGAGAGAAUUGGCUGCCUGGAAGGAUGUUGCUCAGGAGACACCUGGAUGUUUGAUGUUUUACCAUCCUGUGAGAGGCUUCACCCAUGUCCCUGCAUGGGGAGCUGGAGCUGACAGACGAGAGCUCACCCCGCUCCCCAGAUUCGAACCGCCGACCUUUCGGUCAGCAGUCCUGCCGGCACACAUUGUUCCUAGGCAUGUGUUGAUCUGAGCAGUCCAAAGUCUAAAGCAUCUCAUGGAGUCUGUGCUCUAGUGGUCCCAGAUUUGACCAUAUGGCCUGCAGCCCCUCCCAGGAUCUCAAGAAACAUAGAGUAAAGGGAAAGCUGCAUAUGAAAGCUUACAUAUACAAUACAGUAAGCAAACAGAAUCAUACACAAACAAAUUAAUAGUGGAGACUUGAAGAAGGCUGCUAUUUCCAACAACUGUAGUGUGGAAAGAGUUUCAGGAAAAGGACAUUCUCAUUGGAAAAACAGAACAAAGGGAGAUGUACAGGGCACUUCAAAAAUAAUCCCAGUAAUGAUUUACUGACAGCUAUGGAACACAGAAGACCUCUAAGUUGGCAGAGGUACACUCUGGGAUAACAUUGGUUUCUAACAUGAGCAAAGAAUUGAACAAAGUCAGUGAAAAAAAUGGAAAAAGAAAAGGGAGUGUUUUGUUUACUUUGUUGAUAGGAGCAGCUGGAAAUAUCUGUGUCAAGAAAAUCAGUUUUGCAGUGAGAAAGGUACCCAUGUAAUGUAUAUAUGCCAAAUUGUUUGACAGUGAACUUCCUGCCCAUUUAAAGGACAUUGAGAAGAAUAUGUGUAGAGAAGUCAUAGCUAUUGUGUUUAAAUUAUGUCUGUUGGAGUAUGUAUUUGUGUUUUAGUUGACAGUAGCCAUUUUGAAACAUGAAUGAUACAGAAGCCAUUUUGUUUCAUUUCACAGUGGUUCGGUUACCAUGGAGACGAAGCUGGCUAGCUCAUGAGAGGGAGAAGUGGGCGGAGCCAGGGAAAGGAAAAAAGAGCAGUUUUAAAAAGAGAGGCGAGAGUGUGUGUGGGAAAGAAGGAGAGAGUGUGUGUGUGUGCAUGGCUGGAGGCAUUUCAGUCAGGAAGUGCUGAAAAGACAGGCCUGGCAAAGAAAUCUUUAGUCAGGACAGACUAAAGGGAGUCUAGUAAGAUCUCUAGUUGAGAGAAGACUAGUGAUCAGGGAUUUGAUCGGUAUUGGAUCAAAUUAUUAGUUUUAUUGUAGUUGAGACAUUGUCCAUUAAGGAACUCGGCUGAGGUUAGAGUUCGCUACAAUUGGAAACAUCAGUAGGAGAGUGAAAGGGGAUUUACACCAAAGACUACUGUUGGGUGGUUAUAGAGUUAUUAAACCACUUGUUUAUUUAAAGUUUCAUAAGUUAAUCAAUCAAACCUGCAACCAUAAGCUUUGUGCGCAAUAAACUUGUUAUUUGUUAACAA